AUGGCCACAAGACGGUUACGUUGGCAACUCGGACCCACAAUACAAUGGCUUUUGGGAUGCGUUACACCCAAUCGACUGGUGAAUGCUACAGACGGAAGUGAGAAACAGCCAAUGCAGAAUGACGAUCAUCAAAAAGCAAUCGUAGUGCUGCAAGAGGCGAUACGCUUGUUAAGGCAAAAUGAGCCGGAAGAUCCGUACGCUAAAUUGACCUCAAUGAGUGGAAUUUUUUGCAUCACCUUCGUCAUAUUUUGCAUCGCAUACACUUCAUGGGAUGUCUUGAAACGUCUUCGAAAUUCCAUUCUAAAUCCUCUACCGUACUGUCUGCCUUCAAAUCCUUCGCGUCGAAAUCGGUCGAUAACAAGGAGUGAACAAUUGAAAGAACUUGACAAAAGUAUCAGAAGACGAAGGAAUCGAAGAAAUUGCGAGCAAUCUCAAGAAGAAACUGCCGCAAUAUCGGUGCCUGAGACUGUCGCUAGUCCAGAGUGUAGACGGGAUGAAUCACCACGUGACGAUAUUAUUAAUAGAGCUGAAAGGAAGGCAGCUUCACGACCAAACAGAGACAACGCCAGUGCAGCAAAACGCUGUAAGACCUUCCGAUCCAUUCAGUUGCUGUAG
Messenger RNA from Anisakis simplex (herring worm), 615 nucleotides. Lineage: Eukaryota; Metazoa; Nematoda; Chromadorea; Rhabditida; Anisakidae. The record is from the annotation of a GenBank genome assembly.